AUGUUGGACAUUUCGCGUCCAUCUCUCUUUCGUUUGAAAAAAGAAAUGGAAGAACAACUUCAUGCAGAAGAACGUGAUUUACGAUCAACAUCCUUGACUUAUUCUACAUCAAGAUCGCAUCGAAAGCGUAAUUAUUCUUACAGUGGCUCAUCUCAAGCAAAAAUCGUCGUUCCUGCAGCUAAAUCUCCUAAAAAAAGAGGCAGAAAUCUUUCAAAAACUUUUUCAGAAGAAGUGGAUAACGCCGUCCGACAUCAAUUUUAUGUUUUAUUAACUGAAAAAAUCUAUCCAACUGUUGAAAUACUUUUCAAUCGACUUCAAACCGUUUAUUCUGACUUGAGGGUGUGGGUGGGUGUGUGAUUGUGGGUGUGGGUGGGUGGGUAUGGGUGAGUGGGGUGAAUCAAAAGAAAAUCAACACCCACACCCACACCCACACCCACACCCACACCCACACCCACACCCACACCCACACCCACACCCACACCCACACCCACACCCACACCCAC
Molecule: messenger RNA, 503 nt
Organism: Rotaria sp. Silwood2
Lineage: Eukaryota; Metazoa; Rotifera; Eurotatoria; Philodinida; Philodinidae
Source: the annotation of a GenBank genome assembly